AUGGAAGCUCACAAGACGGCCGUAGAUGCGCUGGCCGCUCAAGUCAAGCGGUUCCACGUCCGUCAGCAGCCCUUCCGUAUCUAUCAUGGCUCGACCAACUCCACGCGCCAGUCGCAGCACCACGCGCACAACACAGUCAGCACCGCCGACCUCAACCAUGUGCUGCACGUCAACGAGGUCACCCAGACCGUGACCGUCGAGCCCAAUGUGCCCAUGGACGCCCUGGUGGCCGCCACCCUCGAGCACGGCCUCGUCCCGCUGGUGGUGAUGGAGUUCCCCGGCAUCACCGCGGGCGGCGGCUUCUCCGGCACAUCCGGCGAGAGCAGCUCCUUCCGCCACGGCUUCUUCGACGCCACCGUCCUGCAGAUCGAGAUCGUGAUCCCGAACGGGGAGAUCCGGUCGGCGUCGCCCACCGGCCCGGCCGCCGAUCUCUUCUGGGGCGCCGCCUCCGCCUUCGGCACGCUGGGCGUCGUCACGAUGCUGGAGAUCCAAUGCCGGCGCGCGCUGCCCUUCGUCGAGCUCACCUACCUCUCCACCACCAGCAUGUCCGAGGCCAUGGAUACCAUCCGCGCCAGCACCGCCGACCCGACGAUCGAGUACCUCGACGGGAUCGUCUACGCCAAAGACCACAUCGUCAUCUGCGCCGGCAAGCUGACCGACACCUUACCCACGGCCACAGCUACAUCGCCAGCGGCAGCUCCCAUCCAGCAAUUCACCCGGCCCCACGACCCAUGGUUCUACCUCCACGCGCAAGCUCGCGCGCCUCGUCGCCCCUCCCCCUCAGCAUCACCCACACCCCCUUCCCUUCCAAAAGACCACAUCCCCCUCCAAGACUACCUCUUCCGCUACGACCGCGGCGCCUUCUGGACCGGCCGCUACGCCUACUCCUACUUCCUGACUCCCUUCACCCACCUGACUCGCUACCUCCUCGACAACUUCAUGCACACCCGCGUCAUGUACCACGCCCUGCACCAAAGCGGCCUCGCCGCGCAGUACCUGAUCCAGGACGUCGCCGUCCCGUACACCGCCACCACCACCUUCCUGGAUUGGUUAGAUGCACCCGCCAACUUCGGCCACUACCCCAUCUGGCUGUGUCCGCUGCUCGUGCGCGACGAAGGCGGCGGCCUCAUGACCACCUCCGGGCGACGCCGGCCCCGCCCCAACACCCAAGCCACCCCUACCCCUACCACUACUGUUACCACUAUUUCUACUCCGCAGGAUGAAACACACACCCAAGCUACCGCGCAAACUCCGCUGGACCAGGACAGGGGCAAGGAUAAGGCAGCCGCCACCGCCGACGAAGACGCCAAAUACCUCCUCAACUUCGGCCUGUGGGCCCCCUCGCCGCACCGCGGGGACGCCUUCAUCGACCACAACCGCCGGCUCGAGCGGAAGGUCCACGCCCUCGGCGGCAAGAAGUGGCUGUAUGCGCACGCGUACUACACCGAAGCGGAGUUCUGGGAGAUCUAUGAUUGGGAACGGUACCGCGGGUUGCGGGAGAGGUAUCAGGCGGCGUAUUUGCCGGAUCUGUGGGAGAAGGUGAGGAUAGCUUGGGGCAAGAGGGACUGGACAUUGUGCGAACGGUAA
Messenger RNA from Aspergillus fijiensis CBS 313.89, 1587 nucleotides. Its product is annotated as FAD-binding oxidoreductase. Bases 1 to 1587 code for a protein of 528 amino acids. Gene Ontology annotation, cellular component: membrane; cytoplasm. The transcript has 3 exons. Lineage: Eukaryota; Fungi; Ascomycota; Eurotiomycetes; Eurotiales; Aspergillaceae. The record is from RefSeq and is a predicted model, not a curated record. Gene Ontology annotation, biological process: steroid metabolic process. Gene Ontology annotation, molecular function: FAD binding; Delta24(24-1) sterol reductase activity.